AUUUGGUUUGGACGACGAUGGAAGCGUUCCUGCGCUGUGGCCCGGGCUGGCCGCUUCUUCCUCCCUUGCUCGACGCUUUGGCAGCGCAGCACAGCGCACUCUUCGAAGACCUGGUGGGCCUCGCCUGUGAACUCCAGCCAACAGCCGAGCUGCACGCGCGCAUAUCCACGGAGCCAAAGCUUCGCCUUCGUGACCCGUCCCAUGCACGUAGUAUCGCUGCCGGGCUCCAAUUCAUUGUUCGCGGCUUGACACUGCAAAAGCUGCAGUAUCCUGUCGCGUCCAUGGGCGCCGAGGUGCAAGCCAGCCACGAAGCAGCGUGGGAGGCCUGCCUUGGCAGUCUUCGCGCCGCAUUGGGCAGCAUUCGGCACCGCGAUGCAAUUGCGCUUCUGCUCCUCAAGCGGUGGAAGCGCCAAGUCCGGGGCGACGCUCCCACAACAGCGACAAGUCGUCUCGCCGACUUGGACUGGCAGCUCGGUGUGCGGCUUGCGCCACCCGCGGCGCCGUCCGUGCGCGUGACGCUCAAGUGGACCAUCCAGGACGCGAGUGGCGCCAAGAACGUCUACCUCCAGGACCUUCCAGUGCACGAGUUUCGCGCGCUGCAUGCCCAAGCGCAGGCCGCCGCCGCGGUCCUCGCGGCCAGCUAACCCCAUUAUCGUGUACUAGUAGUCGACUUGAUACACACUUGAUACAUACAAAUCACGGCUGGUAAAUCGUGUUGUCG
Messenger RNA from Saprolegnia diclina VS20, 721 nucleotides. RefSeq lists its product as hypothetical. The transcript is spliced from 6 exons. The coding region runs from base 18 to 644 and encodes 208 amino acids. Lineage: Eukaryota; Oomycota; Saprolegniomycetes; Saprolegniales; Saprolegniaceae. The record is from RefSeq and is a predicted model, not a curated record.